Messenger RNA from Lepus europaeus (European hare), 1881 nucleotides. RefSeq names its product guanylate-binding protein 7-like. NCBI's taxonomy places the organism in Eukaryota, Metazoa, Chordata, Mammalia, Lagomorpha, Leporidae. The transcript has 10 exons. Gene Ontology annotation, biological process: defense response to protozoan; defense response to Gram-positive bacterium. The coding region runs from base 1 to 1881 and encodes 626 amino acids. Gene Ontology annotation, molecular function: GTPase activity; GTP binding. The record is from RefSeq and is a predicted model, not a curated record.
AUGGCAACCGACUUCAUGACAACCCCCAUCUGUCUAGUAGAAAAUUGGGAAGGGCAGCUGACAGUGAAUCCAAAAGCACUAGAGAUUCUUCUCAACAUCUCUCAGCCUGUGGUGGUGGUGGCCAUUGUGGGAUUGUAUCGUACAGGAAAAUCCUACCUCAUGAAUCGCCUGGCAGGACGGAGCAGUGGCUUCCCUCUGGGCUCCACUGUGCAAUCUGAAACCAAGGGCAUCUGGAUGUGGUGUGUGCCCCACCCCUCCAAGCCAAACCACACCCUGGUCCUCCUGGACACUGAGGGCCUGGGCGAUGUGGAAAAGGGAGACCCUGAGAAUGACUCCUGGAUCUUUGCCCUGGCCGUGCUUCUGAGCAGCACCUUUGUCUACAACAGCCUGGGCACCAUCAACCACCAGGCCCUGGAGCAGCUGCACUACGUGGCUGAGCUAUCACAGUUCAUCAGGGCAAAAUCUUGCCUCAUAUCUGAAGAAGUAGAGGACUCCACAGAGUUUGUGAGUUUCUUUCCAGACUUUAUUUGGGCUGUACGGGAUUUCGCCCUGGAGCUGAAGUCACAUGAAUGCCCCAUCACAGAAGAUGAUUACCUGGAGAAUGCCUUGAAACUGAAUCCAGAAAAGAAUUCCAGAAUCAAAAAGUCCAACAUGUCUAGAACCUGCAUCAGGUAUUUCUUUCCAAAGAGGAAGUGCUUUGUCUUUCACCGACCUACAAGUGACAAAAAUUUACUCGUGCAUUUAGACAAAGUGCCAGCAAACCAAUUGGAAAGGGAUUUCCAGGAGCAAACAGAAAAGUUCUGCUCCUAUAUUUUCACCCAUGCAAAGACGAAGACCCUGAGAGAGGGAAUCAUUGUCACUGGAAAUUGGCUUGGAAGUCUGUUGGAGACCUACCUGGAUGCCAUCAACAGGGGCACAGUUCCUUGCUUGGAAAAUGCAGUUACAGCUCUGGCUAAGCGUGAAAACGCAGCAGCUCUCCAGAAAGCAGCUGAUCACUACAGCAGGCAGAUGACCCAGCAAGUGAGGUUCCCCACAGCCACGCUCCAGGAGCUGCUGGACGUGCACGCAGCCUGUGAGAGGGAAGCCACUGCAAUCUUCAUGGAGCACUCCUUCAAGGAUGAAAAGCUGGAAUUCCGAAAGAAACUUUCCGACACCAUAGAGAAGAAGAAGAAAGAUUUCCUGCUGCAGAAUGAAGAGGCCUCUGUCGAAUACUGCCAGGCUGAGCUUAGGCGGCUUUCAGAGUCCCUGAUGGAAAGUAUUUCAAGAGGAACUUUCUCUGUUCCUGGAGGACAUCAUUCUUACUUGGAAGCAAGGAAAAGGGUUGAACAGAACUAUGAGCUGGUGCCCAAUAAAGGAGUUAAGGCAAAUGAAGUGCUCCAGAGCUUCCUGCAGUCACAGGCAGCAACAGAGAACUCCAUCCUGCAGGCAGACAACGCCCUCACUGAUGGGGAGAAGGCCUUAGCAGCUGAGCAGGCCAAGAGGGAAGCGGCUGAGAAGGAGCAGGAGCUGCUAAGACAGACGGAGAAGGAGCAGCAGCAGAUGAUGGAGGCUCAGGAGAGGAGCCUCCUGGAAAACAUGAGCCAACUGAAGGAGAAGAUGGAGAAGGAGACGGAAAACCUCCUGAGAGAGCAGGAAGGCAUGCUGGAGCACAAGCUCAAGCUCCAAGAAGAAAUGCUCACGGAAGGAUUUAACAAGAAUGCUGAGGCAUUAAAUAAAGAGAUAAAUCGGCUAAAGCAAGAGAUUGAAGCAACUAAGAAUCAGGGAUCCUCAUGGUUUUCAUGGUUUCUUGAUACUGUGGGCACUGUAUUCACCAUCGUAUUACCUGGCCCCGCUAAGCUGCUUGGUUUGGCGAUGCGAUUUAUCAGUUCACAAAUUAAAUAG